This is a messenger RNA of Hypanus sabinus (Atlantic stingray), 412 nucleotides long. Its product is annotated as cytochrome c oxidase subunit 6B1-like. The transcript has a single exon. Gene Ontology annotation, cellular component: mitochondrion; respiratory chain complex IV. The coding region runs from base 113 to 370 and encodes 85 amino acids. NCBI's taxonomy places the organism in Eukaryota, Metazoa, Chordata, Chondrichthyes, Myliobatiformes, Dasyatidae. The record is from RefSeq and is a predicted model, not a curated record.
CAUCCAGGCCAUGCUCUCUUCUCACUACUGUCAUCAAGAAGGUGGUACAGGAUUCGGCGGGUGGGCGGGCGUAGGAGGCGGGUCUCUGUGCGGACGAACAGCAAGGUGAAUAAUGGCAAGUAUCCAGGAUCGUCUCAGCCAGUACCGGACGGCGCCCUUUGACGCCAGGUUCCCCAACACCAACCAGACUCACAACUGCUACCAGAACUACCUGGACUAUCAUCACUGCCAGAAGGCUCUGACUGCUCAGGGCAAAGACAUGUCCGUGUGUGAGUGGUAUAACAAGGUAUAUAAAUCCCUGUGCCCUAGAUCUUGGGUUAACAAAUGGGAUGAUCAGAGGGAGUCGGGAAGCUUCCCUGGGAAGAUCUGAAUGACCAGUUGGGACAUACUUCUCUUUCGCUCCUCCUCUAUC